CCUGCACAUCUCAUUUCUCUCCACUGAAUCCUUCCCGCUGCACGGAGCUGCUGAUGAGCUGCAUGGUCCAUCCCUGGAUCCUCCAAGCACUGACUCCCACCCACUCUGACCACAACCAGGGGGUCACAACGCACCACCUGCCCAGCGCCCACCCAUGAAGGUGAGCACCGUGUUUCCUCAUUUUUCCGCACAGACCAAUGGACCUGUCCCAUGUGAGAUCAGUGUCAGUGCAGUGAUCAUACAUAUUGUGACACUGCUCAUCUGCCUCUGUGGGCUGGCUGGGAAUGGGGUUGUCCUCUGGCUCCUCAACAUUAAUACCAUCACCAACUACAUCUUCAACCAGGCCACCAUGGACUUCCUCUUCCUCAUCUUCAUGGUCCCUUCCACCCUGCUCUUCCUGCACGAGGAAGUGUCCUGCUCCACUAUAAUGCCUUGGAUGUAUUUUAGCUUGCUUUUCCAGCUGUCCCAGUUCUCCUACAACAUAGGGCUGUACCGGCUGACAUUCAUCAGCUUUUACAGGUGCAAAUCCAUCCUCUGCCUGGUUUUCUGUGGUUGCCAACUUCCCCUGCGCCUGUUGCGGGCGAUGAGGACUACCCUGUUCUGGGCCUUCUUCUUUGUUUUCAUCUUUGUCAAUCCCAUGGUGACUUCCCAGUGCCAGUCACAGGAACAGGAGCAUUGCCAGGUGGCUCUCCUCUCCAUGUAUGUUCUCAGCUUCUUCCUGUUUGCUACACCCAUGCUCAUUUCCAGCAUAAUUGUCUUCGUUCAUUUCAAACGUGGCUCCCAGCAGCGGGAACAGAAGAGGCUCGACAUCGUCAUCUUCCUCACUGCACUCCUCAGUCUGCCCCUCAGUCUCUUGUAUUUACUGCAGCAGCUCGAGUACGUGUUUGUGUCCACCCAGGUGAUUUUUCUAUUAACCUGCAUCAACAGCAGCAUCAAACCCUUCAUCUACUUCUUGGUGGGGAGCUGGAAGGCAGACUACUCCUUAGAGAGCUGCUGGAGAGACUGCUCCAUCGACAACUGCAGGAGUCACAUCUCCAUGCAGUCCCUAAGGAUGGCCCUGCAGAGGGUGUUUGAGGAGCCAGAAGAAAACACUGCUACCAGCAAUGAAAACACUGCCUCCAGUAAUGAAAACACCUACUCCAGUGAUGAAAACACUGCAUCCAGUGAUGAAAACACUGCCUCCAGCAAUGAAAACACUGACCCCAGUGAUGACAACACUGCCUUCAGUGAUGAUGCCAUCAUGGACACAGCGGUCUGAGCCUGUUGAUCCCCUCCGCUGCUCUGCUGAAGGACCCUGGGACAGUGGCUGAGGGAUUCCUUGAGUCACCUGAUCAAUAAAUAUCCACAGGAUCACCCUCCCUGUGCUGGUGCAUCCCCCACCCCCUUUUCAGGCCACACUGGACUCUCCUACAGCCUUGUGAGGCCUCAGCCUUGAGGAGCAGGCCCUGGGCUCAGCUCUUCUGGCACUGAUCAGAAAUGCCCUCUGCUCCCAGGAACUGCUGCUCUCCAACGACCUGCUGAGGUUUUGUGAACAGCCUUGGAAAUGAUUUUACAUCCCUGAAUGGCACAACAUCCCUGUUCUCACACUUCCACAGGAAGCUGCUGGCCCAAAGUGUGGCCAGGGUGAAACAUUGUUGUGACUGAAGCCCAUCUCCUGGGGCCCUGUGAACAGCAGUCCAAAAGGAGACCCUUGGAGCUCUGCUGGGCCCCAGCAGCGCUGGCCAGAACCUCCCUCGCACUGGGGCCUCUCCGAGCUGGGACCUCUCCCAUUUGCUGCCCUCAGGGAUGCCCAAACAUCGACAGAUCCUAAACCGAUCCCUGCACUGCUCCAGGCUCAACCCUUGGCACAGCGAGGAGAUGCAAAGGCAUCCGGAGUGAGCAUUUCACUGCCUCCAAGGGGAAUUUCCCACAGGGACCUUGCACUGACUCUUUCUGUCUGGGUGCACACACGUGUGCAUCUGCUACAGCAAAUGUGGGAGAAAUGCUGCUCUCUCAGGUGUUUUAGUACCUGAGACAUCUGAGCAAGCCAGACCUGUAAGCGAGGUUAAGUCAUGAGAUACCAUUUCAGCUAAAUAGUGUUAAGUGUUAUUUCUUUGCUAAAUUGUUCAUUUUAAGGUACAAAAGCAUGAAUAGCUGGAAAAGCAGAGACACUGCUCACAGUGCUUGGUGGAGUGGGGCAGGAACAGGGCUCACAUAGGGGAAAAGAUGGCUCUGGAAAAAGACUGAAAGUUGUCUGGAGGGGUCCAGAAGAGUCAGAGGGUUUAAGAAGGGUCUGGAGGAGGUCAGGAAGGGUCUGGAUGCCAUUGAUUCCAAAUGUCCCACCUGGAGAGUAGCAGAACCCAAUGAGCAGUGCUUCAUGGAGUGGAGCAGCCAUGGGA
Cyanistes caeruleus (blue tit) is the source of this 2378-nucleotide messenger RNA. The record is from RefSeq and is a predicted model, not a curated record. NCBI's taxonomy places the organism in Eukaryota, Metazoa, Chordata, Aves, Passeriformes, Paridae.